AUGGAGCACGUAUUGGAGGAGCUAUCGCGGGACUCGGACAACAAUAGCAAGGAGCACGCGGUCAGUGGUGGGGAAGGUCGUUCAUCCCGUGAUUCAUGGGGAUUUUCAACCUGGCGUGGAACUUUAUCUGCUUUCUCCAAGAGCUUUGAGCUAAGGGUGGGACUGGAGAUCUCCUCCCUUGAAGACAUAAUGCCUGAAUCUUGGCCAAGGGAACUAAAACUUGUGCCUAGGAACUAUCCCGCUGGGCAGAUCAUGACAGAAUACCUUCAGACUCUCGGCGUCUCCGUCUGCCUCGUCCGCCCGCCCAAGCCGGAGACGAGUCAAAUGCAACAAUUCCGGACAUUCAUGGAACUGUUGCGAGCGCGAAAUAAGUAUGUUCUUAGUACAUGGCCAUCCCCUGAGCUCAAUAUCGACCAAUUCAACCUCUUGAUCUAUGCACUACCAAACGGGAAAUUACGGGGCGCAUUCUUCAUAACUCAGUCCAAGCACGACACGGACCAGGGGCAGUCACUUAUGCCACGGAUAACCGCCUUUGAUCAUGAUGUGCAGCAAUUGCAGAAUAUAUCACAUACACAUCCUGAUGAUAUUGCGCGGCUUAUGUGUGCUUUAGUUGUGGGGGAGCCGGGGCAAGAGAAUAACUAA
This is a messenger RNA of Gloeophyllum trabeum ATCC 11539, 642 nucleotides long. RefSeq lists its product as uncharacterized. Bases 1 to 642 code for a protein of 213 amino acids. Lineage: Eukaryota; Fungi; Basidiomycota; Agaricomycetes; Gloeophyllales; Gloeophyllaceae. The transcript is spliced from 3 exons. The record is from RefSeq and is a predicted model, not a curated record.